Tupaia belangeri chinensis (Chinese tree shrew) is the source of this 713-nucleotide messenger RNA. RefSeq names its product ribonuclease H2 subunit C (gene RNASEH2C). NCBI's taxonomy places the organism in Eukaryota, Metazoa, Chordata, Mammalia, Scandentia, Tupaiidae. The record is from RefSeq and is a predicted model, not a curated record. Gene Ontology annotation, cellular component: ribonuclease H2 complex. Gene Ontology annotation, biological process: RNA catabolic process. The coding region runs from base 150 to 608 and encodes 152 amino acids. The transcript has 4 exons.
AAAAGGCGGGAACUUGAAAGGCAGGGAAUGUGUUCGGGAAAAGACUACAUUUCCCAUGAGGCUCUGCUCUACCGCGUCCCGAGAGGCCCUGCGCGAUCUAGGCGCCAGCUUUGGCCUCAGGCCGGGAGCCACAGAAUCGCGGCGUUAGAAUGGAGGGCAGGGACGGGGCGACUGUUGAGAAGCACCGCGUCCACUUGCGCCCCGCCACGCUGCGCGACGCCGCCCCCGCCACGCUGCACCUACUGCCCUGCGAAAUCUCGGUGAACCGGCCCGCCCCAGUGGAGCGCUUCUUCACGCCCGCCAUCCGCCGAGGGCCUGACGGACUCGAAGUGUCGUUUCGGGGUCGCCGUCUGCGAGGCGAAGACGUGAUGGUACCAUCCGGCCUCGUGGGAUACGUGAUGACGAUGGAAGAGAAGGGCGAAGUGUUGAUGGGAAAGCAGGAGGCGCUGGAGCGAGACUCCGACUGCUUUAUGGAGGCCACCGCCAGUUUCAAUCGCUUCACCCUGUGGGGCCUUGAGGCCAUCCCAGGCUCAGAUGCCAAAAUGCGUGGGGCUUUAACCUGGCCCAGCCUCGCAGCAGCGAUUCACUCCCAGGUGCCAGAGGACUGAGAACCAGAGCUUGACACCAAAAGCCACUGAUAUCUCCACACCAGUAAACCAGCUCAAGUUGGAGCCACUGAUUCCAUCAUCCCAAUAAAUGAGCUCUUCACAGCA